AUGUCAGAGAAGAGAGGAAAGAUGAGUCUCUCACAGAAACAGAGUGUAAGAUCAGGAUCACAUGUGUCCAGCUCUGUGUCUGUGAAGAGUGACUGCUCAAAAGAUGAUCCACCGAAGUUCAGUGAGGAAACACCAUCAGCUACUGAAAGUGUAAGAUCAGGAUCACAUGUGUCCAGCUCUGUGUCUGUGAAGAGUGACCAGUCAAAAGAUGAACCACUGAAGUUCAGUGAGGAAACCCCAUCAGCUACUGAAAGGCUGCAUUAUGAGACAUUAGACUCAGACUUUCAGAUUAACAGGAACCACAAGAAUUUCACAGACAAACUCCUAGGAAUCUUUCAGGAUCUUGAGAAGAAAAUAAUCACAUUUCUAAAAAAUGAACUGGACAUGUUUAAGAAAAUAUUACAAAAAGAGGACAUGCGAUACUUUGUGAAGGACUUUAAUGAGAACAGAUGCAGUAUGAAAGAAGCAGCUCUUGAUCUCACGCUCUACUUCCUGAGAGAGAUGAAGCAAGAUGAAGCUGCUGAUACUCUAGAAGAUGAGCUGUUCUUCAUUCAUCAGCUAAAGUGUAGCCUAAAGAAGAAGUAUCAAUGUGUGUCUGAAGGAAUUGCAAAGCAAGGAGACUCUACACUUCUGAAGAACAUCUACACAGAUCUCUAUAUCACUCAGGGUUGUAGUGAACAGGUCAAUACUGAACAUGAGGUGAGACAGAUUGAAGUUGCUUCCAGACGUCAUGAAUCACAGGAGAUACAGGUUGAGUGCAAACAUUUGUUUGAAGCACCUGAACAAGACAAGCAGAUCAGAACUGUACUGACAAAAGGAGUUGCUGGCAUCGGAAAAUCAGUCUCUGUGCAGAAGUUUGUUCUGGAUUGGGCCGAAGGAAAAGAAAAUCAAGAUAUCAGCUUCAUAUUUCCUCUUCCAUUUAGAGAGAUGAACUUAAAGGAGCAAGAAAAACUGAGUUUGAUGGACCUUAUAACUCAGUUUUUCCCAGAGACAAAAGGACUGAACCUUACGAGAAGAAAUCAAUUCAAAGUCUUGUUCAUUCUUGAUGGAUUGGAUGAAUGUCGACUUCCUGUAAACUUUAAGGAUAAUGAGACGUGGUCUGAUGUUUCAUCACCAGUCUCUCUGGAUGUUCUCCUGACGAACCUCAUCAAGGGAAAUCUGCUUCCUUCUGCUCUCAUCUGGAUCACCAGCAGACCAGCAGCUGCCAGUAAGAUUCCUCCUGACUGUAUCGACCGGCUGACAGAGAUACGAGGAUUCAAUGAUGCACAAAAGGAGGAGUACUUCAGAAAAAGAUUCAUGGAUGAGAAUCUGGCCAAAGAAAUCAUUGAUCGUGUUAAACAAUCAAAGAGUCUCUUUAUCAUGUGCCACAUCCCAGUCUUCUGCUGGAUUUCAGCCACUGUUCUCCAGAACAUUUUAGAGGAGAAAAGAAAUAAUGUUGUGAAAAACAAUCAGACUGAUGAUGUCUCCAAAACACUGCAGGAGUCAAAUACUGAAGACACUCCUAAGACUCUGACACAAAUGUACACACACUUCCUCAGAUUUCAGAUCCAGCAGAGCAGACGAAAGUAUGAUGGAGAACAUACACCAGAUGUUUCCUGGGAUAAAGAUGCCAUCUUUUCACUGGGGAAACUGGCAUUUGAUCAGCUGGAAAGAAACCAUGUGAUCUUCUAUGACACAGAUCUGGAAGCCUGUGGUAUUGACGUCUAUAAGGCAUCAGUGUACUCAGGCAUGUGUACCCAGAUCUUUAAGGAGGAAACAGGGAUCACUCUUGGUACCAUGUACUGCUUCGUUCACUUGAGCAUUCAAGAGUUUAUUGCAGCCCUUUAUGCACAUCUGUUUCUAGACAUGAAGAAGAAAAGUAUAUUUGUUCAUGCGUCUACAAAAUGGAAAUAUAAAAGUAAAACAAUGAUUGAUUUGCUCAAGACUGCAGUGGACAAGGCACUAGAGAGUGAUAAUGGACACCUGGAUCUUUUUCUUCGAUUCCUCCUUGGUUUGUCACUCCAGUCCAAUCAGAGACUCUUACAUGGUCUGUUGAAACAGAAAAAUAGAAAUGAGCAGAGCAAAAAGGAAAUAGUUCAGUACAUCAAGCAGAAAUUAGAGUCUAAUCUGUCUCCAGAGAGAUCCAUCAAUCUGUUCUACUGUCUGAAUGAACUGAACGACCAAACUCUGGUGAAAGACAUUCAGACCCACCUUAGCAAAGGAAGUCUCUCAUCUGCUGAUCUUUCACCUGCCCAGUGGUCUGCUUUGGUCUUUGUGUUGUUGACAUCAGAGGAGGAGCUGGAGGAGUUUGAGCUUCAGAAAUUCAAGAAAUCAGACGAGUGUCUCAUUAGAUUAUCAGCGGUCAUCAAAACCUGCAAAAGAGCUCUGCUAAAUGAUUGUGGUUUAACAGACAAAAGCUGUCCAGCUCUGGCUUCAGUUCUUGGAUCAGAUACCAGUCUGAAAGAGCUGAACAUGAACAAUAAUAAUCUGCAGGAUUAUGGAGUUAAAAUGCUCUGCACUGGAUUGAAAAAUAUUAAUUGCAAAUUAGAGAUACUGAGACUUUCAGACUGCAGUAUCAGUGAAGAAGGUUAUAAAGCUCUGUCUUCAGCUCUGAGAUCAAACCCUUCACACCUGAUAGAGCUGGAUCUCACAGGAAAUGAUCCUGGAGAAUCAGGAGUGAAGCUGCUCAGUGAUUUACUACAGGAUCCAAACUGUCAACUCAACACACCCUAUGCUAUGCUUCUUGCUGCUGGGUGCUUUUUAUGUGUCUUCGUCAUCAUCACCAGUAUUUGUCAUCUGUCAGCUGAAACAUACUGUCUGAAGAACAACUGUAUCACAGAAGGAGGUUGUCAUGUUCUGGCUGCAGCUCUAAAUUCAAACCCUUCAAAUCUGACAGAGCUGGAUCUGAGUGAGAAUAAACUAGGAAACCCAGGAAUGAAGAUCAUCUUGACUCUGUUUGAAAAUGUACAGUGUAGACUGGAAAAGCUGAAUCUGAAGAACAACUGUAUCACAGAAGGAGGUUGUCAUGUUCUGGCUGCAGCUCUAAAUUCAAACCCUUCAAAUCUGACAGAGCUGGAUCUGAGUGAGAAUAAACUAGGAAACCCAGGAAUGAAGAUCAUCUUGACUCUGUUUGAAAAUGUACAGUGUAGACUGGAAAAGCUGAAGUUAAACUGCAUCAGUAUUACAGAUGAAGGUUGUGCUGCUCUGGCAUCAGCGUUUAAUUCAAACCUCAGAGAGCUGGAUCUGAGCAGGAAUCAAAUAGGAGACUCUGGAGUGACAGAAAUCUCCAGUCUGCUGAGAAAUUCACAGACACUACAGAUGCUCAGCUGCUCCUCCAGAGGUCUCUGCGUGAACCUGCUCUGCAGCGCGUGUGAAUGUCAGCGCGAGGAAACAGUUCUGACCACACAUAACCAGCAGCGAGGGGAGAUUUCCACUAGUUCAUCGAUCGCGGAGGGUUUCAUUAUCUCGGGCGGAUACAACAGUCUGAGAGGAUAA
Molecule: messenger RNA, 3474 nt
Organism: Carassius carassius (crucian carp)
Lineage: Eukaryota; Metazoa; Chordata; Actinopteri; Cypriniformes; Cyprinidae
Product: NACHT, LRR and PYD domains-containing protein 3-like
Exons: 13
Coding region: 1-3474 (1157 amino acids)
Molecular function (GO): protein binding
Source: RefSeq, a predicted model, not a curated record